AUGACUGUCAGCGGCGAAAAACUAGAGUUCAAAACAAUAGACGGAAUUGUCCUACGUGGAGUCCUAUAUGCGGCCGAUAAGCAAGCACCAGCAAUCAUCAUGACACACGGGUUCAACUGUGUCAAGGAAAUGCUCUUGCCAGAACUGGCAGAGUGGUUCCAGCAUUUGGGCUUCAACGCCCUGAUUUAUGAUCCAAGGAGCAUUGGCGAUAGCGAUGGGCUUCCCAGAAACCAAAUUAGCCCCCUGCAGCAGGCUGAAGAUCUUUCAGAUGUUGUAACGCACGUUGCAGCCCUACCGAAUGUGGAUUCCCGCCGCAUAAUUCUUUGGGGCAUGUCUUUUGGUGCCACAGUAAGCGCAUGCGCGGCUGCGGUUGACCGUCGUGUCAAGGCAGUUGUCAUGGUUUGUCCAAUCUUCAGUUUUUUCCAACCUGACAAGCGGGAGAAAGCCUUUGUGCAGCUCAUCAGGGACCGGCAGUCCCAGCUCCGUGGAAAUGAGCCUUUCACACUCCCACCAUUCAACAGCAAAGGCGAAAACCCAAUUGGUAUGGCAGGCUCUGGAGGUCCAGGCGGAAUUGAGGCGUAUACUUUUAUGAACGCUGUCAUUGAUCGCGGGGCGCCCAACUUCCGCGAUCGUAUUACACUACAAACGUACCAUAAGUUGGCGCUUUUCCGUCCCAAAGAACUUCUUCAUCUUGUUAAAGCUCCAGUUCAAAUGAUCAUCCCGGAGCUAGAUGACAUUUCUCCAGCUGCAGAGCAGGAAGAGGCCUUCGGGCGGUUUGGAGAACCUAAAAGUCUGUAUUUAGCCAAGGGUAAAGGACAUUUGACGGUGCUAAGUGGGCAAGGGUCAAAGGAAAUCUGGCAGGCAAUGAUAGAUUUCAUUCGCGCAUCUAUCGAGUAG
Messenger RNA from Colletotrichum truncatum, 897 nucleotides. RefSeq names its product DltD domain-containing protein. The record is from RefSeq and is a predicted model, not a curated record. Lineage: Eukaryota; Fungi; Ascomycota; Sordariomycetes; Glomerellales; Glomerellaceae.